Molecule: messenger RNA, 1539 nt
Organism: Penicillium angulare
Lineage: Eukaryota; Fungi; Ascomycota; Eurotiomycetes; Eurotiales; Aspergillaceae
Product: putative aromatic-L-amino-acid decarboxylase
Exons: 3
Coding region: 1-1539 (512 amino acids)
Biological process (GO): amino acid metabolic process
Molecular function (GO): pyridoxal phosphate binding; carboxy-lyase activity
Source: RefSeq, a predicted model, not a curated record
AUGGAUCAUGAGGAGUUCCGAGCUGCGGCCCACUCGGCAAUUGAUGACAUACUCGCAUAUUUUGACAGCGUGCCCGACCGAAGAGUCCUCCCCGCAGUGGAUCCAGGGUAUCUACGGCCUCUGAUCCCCGAGAACCCUCCAGUGGAAUCGGAAUCUUGGGAUCAGAUUCAACAGGAUGUCGACACGAAGAUAAAGCCCGGGUUGACGCAUUGGCAGUCACCAAACUUCAUGGCAUACUACCCGGCCAGUGUUACAUAUCCCAGUAUUCUUGGAGAGAUGUAUUCCGCCGCGUUUACUGCACCCGCAUUCAACUGGCUGUGCUCUCCAGCAUGUACAGAGCUGGAAACCAUUGUCAUGGACUGGGUCGCAAAGGCACUGGGGCUACCGGCUUGUUUCCUGAGUACCUCAGAGAACCUCGGAGGAGGGGUAAUCCAGAAUAGCGCCAGCGACGCCAUUGCGACGAUUAUGGUUGCUGCACGAGAGAGACGAGUACAUGAGUUAGUCUUGGCGGAAGGUCUGAAGGAAGGUACCAUCGAGUACGACGAGCGUAAGAUGGAUCUCCAGCCACGGUUGGUGGCUAUCGCGAGUGAUCAGACCCAUAGCAGUGCAGCUAAGGGUGCGUUGAUUGCUGGCACAAGGUUCCGCAGUGUAUCAACUCGGCUAGAGGAUGAUAUGGCAAUGACCGCGUCUCGUUUGCGCGAGGUGUUGGAAAAGUGCGAGGAAGAUAGAUUAACUCCAUACCAUUUGACUUUAACCUUUGGCACAACCAACACUUGCAGUGUCGACCACUUUGCGGAGAUCAAGGCUGUGCUACAAGAAAAACCUGAAUGGCAGCGCAUUUGGGUACAUGUAGAUGCUGCAUAUGCAGGUGCAUCUCUUGUUGCGGACGAGUGGCAAUAUAUUGCCAAAGACUUUGCCGAGGGUGUCGACAGCUUCAACACAAACAUGCACAAGUGGUUGCUGGUUAAUUUUGAUGCAAGCGUUUUAUUUGUCCGAAACCGGUUCGAUCUCACCAAUGCUCUCGACAUCACCCCGACAUACCUUCGGAACCCGUACUCUGAUAUGGGCACCGUAAUCGACUACCGCAAUUGGUCUAUCUCACUUGGUCGUCGCUUCCGAGCUCUGAAGAUCUGGUUUGUCAUGCGAAGUUACGGUUUGAAUGGCAUGAAAGCACACAUUCGCAAGACGAUUAGCCUCGGAAGCACCUUCGCUGAUCUUGUCCGCGGUCGCUCCGAUUUAUUUGAGACUGUCACCAAGCCUGCUUUCUGCCUGACCGUCUUCCGCAUCAAGAAUCCUGAGAUGUCAAAUGGUACCAGUGGAGCUGUCUGUAGCAAAGAUGAAGUGGCGGAUGGGAUCACAAAGAAGGUUUAUGAACUGAUAAACACCCGGGGUGAGAUAUUCAUCACCUCGACGGUAAUUGAUGGCAUCUAUGUGAUUCGCGUGGUGAGCGCAAACCCGAUGGCAGAGGAAAAGUAUGUUCGCAACGCCUUUGAUAUAAUUGUUCGCACUACCGAGGAAGUUUUGCAGGAGAAACCAUAG